Terrapene triunguis (Three-toed box turtle) is the source of this 2573-nucleotide messenger RNA. It is a transcript of the gene DLAT, whose product is annotated as dihydrolipoamide S-acetyltransferase. The transcript is spliced from 14 exons. Gene Ontology annotation, molecular function: dihydrolipoyllysine-residue acetyltransferase activity. The record is from RefSeq and is a predicted model, not a curated record. Gene Ontology annotation, biological process: pyruvate decarboxylation to acetyl-CoA. Gene Ontology annotation, cellular component: pyruvate dehydrogenase complex. Lineage: Eukaryota; Metazoa; Chordata; Testudines; Emydidae. The coding region runs from base 70 to 1977 and encodes 635 amino acids.
GGCGCCCGCAGUCCGGAGGGGAGCGAGGUCAUUGCCGGAGCCGCUGGCGGGGCCCGGCUUCACAGCAGCAUGUGGCGCGUGUUCGCGCGGCGGCUCGCCCCGUGCGCGGCCCCGCGGCGAGUGCCCGGCGCGGCGGGCGCGAGCCCGGCCCGGGGGGCCCGCGCCCUGAGUGGAGGGAGCCUGGGGGCCGCGCAGCCCCCGCCGGGCCGGAGCGGCCCGGGCCCCCGGCCCGCGGGGCGGCUGCUGUUGCUGAGGGAGCCCUGGCCCCGCCUCGUCCCCCGGCGGUGGUGCAGCCUCCCGCCGCACCAGAAGGUGCCUUUGCCGGCUCUUUCCCCUACAAUGCAGAUGGGGACUAUCGCUCGGUGGGAGAAGAAGGAAGGGGAGAAGAUCAGCGAGGGAGAUCUGAUUGCAGAGGUGGAAACAGACAAAGCGACUGUGGGGUUUGAGAGUCUGGAAGAAUGUUACUUGGCCAAGAUCCUGGUGGCAGAAGGGACGAGGGAUGUUCCCAUUGGGUCUGUAAUAUGUAUCACAGUUGAAAAGCCUGAGUUUAUUGAUGCCUUUAAGAAUUUUACCUUGGAUUCUGCAGCAUCUGCUGCUCCAGCAGCCUCAGUGCCUCCCCCUUCAGCGGCAGCUCCCCCACCACCAGCUCAGCCCUCUGUGCAGGCUCCAGGCAGCUCCUACCCUCCUCACAUGCAGGUUCUUCUCCCUGCUCUCUCGCCUACGAUGACAAUGGGCACGGUUCAGAGGUGGGAGAAGAAGGUUGGUGAGAAACUCAGUGAAGGAGACUUACUGGCAGAAAUUGAAACGGACAAAGCCACGAUAGGCUUUGAAGUGCAGGAAGAAGGUUACCUGGCAAAAAUUAUGGUGUCUGAAGGAACAAGGGAUGUGCCAUUAGGAACCCCACUCUGUAUCAUUGUGGAGAAGGAGUCUGAUAUUCCAGCAUUUGCUGACUACAGGGAGACCGGAGUAGCUGACAUCAAACCACAAGCACCACUACCCAGUCCUCCCCCUCCGGCAGCAGUUCCUCCUCCCCAGCCCACUGCCCCUUCAGCUCCAGCAGUCACAUCACCUGGGGCUCCCCCACAUAAAGGAAGGGUAAUAAUUAGCCCCCUGGCGAAGAAAUUGGCAGCAGAAAGAGGAAUUGACAUUGUGCAGGUGAAAGGUACUGGACCAGAUGGCAGAAUCACGAAGAAAGAUAUUGAGUCAUUUGUGCCUCCAAAGGUUGUCCCUGCCCAGGCAGCUCCUGUUGCACCUGCAGCUCCAACAGCAGCACCACCUCCUUCAGGCGUCUUCACAGAUAUCCCCAUCAGUAAUGUUCGGAGGGUCAUUGCUCAGCGUUUGAUGCAGUCUAAACAAACAAUACCUCACUACUAUCUAUCUAUUGAUAUAAAUGUGGGAGAAAUACUGGAGCUCAGGAAAGAACUUAAUAAGGAGGUGUCAGAGAACGUUAAACUUUCUGUCAAUGAUUUCAUCAUUAAAGCUUCAGCUCUGGCAUGUGUGAAGGUGCCUGAAGCCAAUUCCUCAUGGUUGGACACUGUUAUCAGGCAAAAUCAUGUAGUGGAUGUUAGCAUUGCAGUGAGUACUCCUGCGGGGCUUAUAACUCCCAUCGUGUUCAAUGCGCACAUAAAGGGACUGGCUUCCAUUAGUAAAGAUGUUGCCUCUUUGGCAGCCAAAGCACGGGAAGGUAAACUUCAGCCCCACGAAUUCCAGGGAGGCACUUUUACGGUUUCCAAUUUAGGAAUGUAUGGGAUUAAGAAUUUCUCUGCCAUAAUCAAUCCACCUCAGGCAUGUAUUCUGGCAGUUGGUACUUCAGAGAACAGGCUGGUGCCAGCAAAUAAUGAGAAGGGGUUUGAUGUGGCCAGCAUGAUGUCAGUUACUCUUAGUUGUGACCACCGAGUUGUGGAUGGAGCAGUUGGAGCCCAGUGGCUUGCUGAGUUCAAAAAGUUCCUUGAAAGGCCAACAACCAUGCUGCUAUAAUCGAACCAAAGAACGAAGACUUUCCUAGGUCACAUUGUUCUGUUCUAAUCAAGCUAUUUAUAUUUCAGUGAUUAGACUCUAUUAAACAAAUUUUCCUUUUUUAUUUUAAAUAUGUAUAUUAACUGGUAAUUUUUACCAGUCUGUACAGAUAAAUAGUUUGCAGAAGGCUUUACAGAGCAAUAUACAGUUAUACUGUAUUUUAUACAGUUAAUGAAUUUGCCAAUGUUUCUCAAAAAAAAAAAGUCAGGUGUUUUGGAUUUAAAAUCAUGUGAGCACUCCUGAAUUGGGGGGGGAGGGGGAGCAUACACAGAUAUAUAAUCUCUUGUGUUCUCAGAAAUAAGAGAACCAGAUUGUAAACAUCUGUGCAAAAGAAUUUGUAAGGCUGUUUUUUGUUUUUUUUUUUUUUGUUUUUUAAAAGGUGAACCCUAAGUGGUCUGUUCUCCUGCUAGUAUUAGUGAGAGUGACAGGCACACAUUGAGAGGAGGAAUAUUUUUUCAUAGGACAAAGGGUUCACAUUCCACUUCCUCUUUGAAAUUCAACACUAGCUUAGAUUUUCACAGCUAAGUGAUCUCUUUUAGAGGACUUUAAAAAAAAAA